This is a messenger RNA of Conger conger (European conger), 1884 nucleotides long. It is a transcript of the gene hnrnph1l, whose product is annotated as heterogeneous nuclear ribonucleoprotein H1, like. Gene Ontology annotation, molecular function: RNA binding. Gene Ontology annotation, biological process: regulation of RNA splicing. Gene Ontology annotation, cellular component: ribonucleoprotein complex; nucleoplasm. NCBI's taxonomy places the organism in Eukaryota, Metazoa, Chordata, Actinopteri, Anguilliformes, Congridae. The coding region runs from base 159 to 1409 and encodes 416 amino acids. The record is from RefSeq and is a predicted model, not a curated record. The transcript is spliced from 11 exons.
CCAUACGUCAUCCGUGGGUGUGGUCAACGAGGGUAGAAUGUAACGUAGCAUUGCGCGUGCGCCCAGAAACUGGAUCGUGAACGUAGUGGAAAGUCGCCACGCCGUGUACUGUAACAUCAGGGAAAUCAAGUUAAGAAGUUACCUUGCAGCUGUUUACCAUGGCCGACGGGGAGGGAUUCGUUGUGCGUAUUCGAGGCCUGCCUUGGUCCUGCUCUGUGGAUGAAGUACAGCGCUUUUUCUCAGAUUGUAAAAUCGCGAAUAACGGCACAAGCAUCCACUUCACCUACACCCGCGAAGGCCGGCCGAGCGGAGAAGCCUUCGUGGAGAUGGAGUCGGACGAAGACCUGAAGAUCGCGACCAAGAAAGACCGCGAGACCAUGGGCCACCGCUAUGUGGAAGUGUUCAAGUCCAACAACGUGGAGAUGGACUGGGUGAUGAAGCACACUGGCCCCAACUGCCCCGAAACGGAGGGGGACGGGCUGGUGCGUCUCCGUGGCCUCCCCUUCGGGUGCAGCAAGGAGGAGAUCGUGCAGUUCUUCUCAGGGUUGGAAAUCGUGCCAAAUGGGAUAACAUUGCCGGUGGACUUCCAAGGCAGGAGUACGGGGGAGGCCUUCGUGCAGUUUGCGUCUCAGGAUAUAGCCGAAAAGGCUCUAAAGAAACACAAGGAAAGAAUAGGGCACAGGUAUAUCGAGAUUUUCAAGAGCAGCCGAGCGGAGGUGCGGACGCACUACGAGCCCCCCCGGAAGGCCAUGGGCAUGCAGCGGCCUGGCCCCUACGACCGGCCCGGCGGGGGCCGCGGCUACAACAGCGCGGGCCGCGGGGGCUCCUUCGACCGCAUGCGCCGCGGAGGCUAUGGCGGCAGUGAGGGCGUGUCAGACGGGCGCUAUGGCGAUGGGGGCUCCUCCUUCCAGAGCACGACCGGUCACUGCGUUCACAUGAGGGGGCUUCCCUACCGCGCCACGGAGACCGACAUCUACAGUUUCUUCUCUCCGCUGAACCCGGUGCGCGUGCACAUCGAGAUCGGCCCGGAUGGACGCGUCACCGGAGAGGCGGACGUCGAGUUCGCCACCCACGAAGACGCCGUCGCCGCCAUGUCCAAAGACAAAGCCAACAUGCAGCACCGCUACGUUGAGCUGUUCCUGAACUCCACCGCCGGAGGGAACAACGGAUCGUACGGCAGUCAGAUGAUGGGGGCUAUGGCCAACCAGUCCACCUACGGCCCCAGCAGUCAGCAGCUGAGCACUGGCUACAGUGGGGGCUACAGCAGCCAGACGGGCAUGGGGGGCUACAGUGACUACAGUAAUCAGAGCGGAAUGAGCAGCAGUUACUAUGGCGGCGGCAGCCGGGGUUCCGUGGGCAUGAACGGGCUGAACGGCACCAUGAGCAUGGGGGCUGGGUGGGGCAUGUAGGAGCGGGGGACCGGGACCGGGAGGGACGGGGUGUGCUGUUGGGUUACCAGCACUGAAAAUAAAGGGGUCCCCUUGAGCUACUGUUUUUUGUUUUUGUUCGUUUGUUUUUCCUCUUUGUGUUGGAGAGGCGUAAAGAUUGUGUACAGAGGGGAGGGGAGGGGUGGGGAGUUAAAAACAAUGUUUUCUAUAAGACUUGUGCGACAGGGGGACGGGGCUUUGCUGAACGUGACAGGCAAUAGUUUUCUUUAUUAAGCCCCCCCCCAAUAGACUGAAUUUCAGCGUGUUUAUAGAAUUAUUUACUUUUUUUAACGGAGUAAGUGGAAACCAUUGGGGCGGUUUUAGUCCCUGGGUUGCGUUGAGGAUUCAAAGACCGUAUGUUGUCCCUGUUAGAAGUGCAUGAACCAAACAUGCUUUGUAAAUAUAAUCAACAUUGACUUUCUUUUUAUUUUAUUUCUUUUUUUUUUUUUCGGGCUUA